Molecule: messenger RNA, 2667 nt
Organism: Xiphophorus maculatus (southern platyfish)
Lineage: Eukaryota; Metazoa; Chordata; Actinopteri; Cyprinodontiformes; Poeciliidae
Gene: gnb2
Product: guanine nucleotide-binding protein G(I)/G(S)/G(T) subunit beta-2
Exons: 10
Coding region: 730-1752 (340 amino acids)
Biological process (GO): G protein-coupled receptor signaling pathway
Cellular component (GO): cytoplasm; heterotrimeric G-protein complex
Molecular function (GO): signaling receptor complex adaptor activity; protein binding
Source: RefSeq, a predicted model, not a curated record
GCUUAUUGAUAUCAGGGAUCUGCUCGUUUCUCCUGUAAGGAAAAAUACUACAUGAAACGGCUUUACAAGACGUAUUGAUGUACUGCUGCAAGGAUUUUCAUCUUAUUGUUCAUAGGUAGCGGUUUGCAGAUUUUGCGUCGGUGCUUCGGGUCUGAGCAGCUGUCCUGCAAGAGUGUCGGAAGAGGGAGGGAGGAGGCAACCAGAGGGAGGAAGGAAACGGGGAUAACGUCACGAAGACACGGAGUAAAACGGGCAGAGCAGCGGUUAAUGGACGAUCCUUGAUGCGGGCCAGAGGAAGGAAAAACUGGGGCCAGUUCUUUUGAUUUUUCCUCCCCCCUUACAUUAGACAAAAAUGUUUUUCCUAACCUUCCGUACGUGAAAAGGUGCGACGCCGUCAGCAGAAAGGGGGAAAAGAAGAAAGAAAGAAAAAGGGGGGGGAAAAAAGCAGCAGCAGAUUUGAUCCUUUCCUAUAUCUAGGUUUUUGGGGUUUUUUUUUCCUGGAGCUCCACCAAAAGAGAAAUGGAAAUGUGUGGAGCCCUCCUGCGUUUUCCUGUUCACUGAUCGCGAUUACACGGAACUUUUUAAAGAAGGAUCGUCCCCGGACUGCAUCUUUAAUGCGUGAAAAAGACACGUAUUUCAACCCUUCACGGCAUUUCGGAGACGACGGUUUGAGUGUUUUUUGAAGCCCAUCGGGAGAAUUAACAGGUCAAAGCUUGGAAAACAUCCAAAAUGAGCGAGCUGGAGCAGCUUCGUCAGGAGGCCGAGCAGCUGAGGAACCAGAUAAGGGAUGCCAGGAAAGCUUGUGGCGAUUCAACACUCACCCAGAUGGCUGCUAGUUUAGAUCCUGUUGGCCGGAUCCAGAUGCGGACAAGACGCACCCUUCGUGGACACCUGGCCAAGAUCUACGCCAUGCACUGGGCCACAGACUCAAAGCUUCUGGUUAGUGCCUCUCAGGACGGGAAACUGAUUGUGUGGGACAGCUACACCACUAACAAGAUACACGCCAUCCCUCUGCGCUCCUCCUGGGUAAUGACCUGUGCGUACGCCCCCUCUGGGAACUACGUGGCGUGCGGAGGCCUGGACAACAUCUGCUCCAUCUACUGCUUAAAAACACGUGAAGGCAACGUGAGGGUCAGCAGAGAGCUACCUGGACACACAGGUUACCUUUCAUGUUGCCGUUUUAUUGAUGACAAUCAAAUCAUCACAAGUUCAGGAGACACCACCUGCGCGCUGUGGGACAUCGAGACGAGUCAGCAGACCACGGUAUUCUCGGGCCACACUGGUGACGUCAUGAGUCUGUCCCUGUCGCCCGACCUCCGCACCUUCGUCUCAGGAGCCUGCGACGCUUCGGCUAAACUGUGGGACAUCAGGGACAGCAUGUGCCGACAGACCUUUACGGGGCAUGAGUCGGAUAUCAACGCCAGUUGUUUCUUCCCCAACGGAAGCGCCUUCGCCACAGGCUCCGAUGACGCCACCUGCAGGCUGUUUGACCUGCGUGCAGAUCAGGAGCUCAGCAUCUACUGCCACGACAACAUCAUCUGUGGAAUCACCUCCGUGGCUUUCUCUCGCUCCGGCCGUCUGCUGCUGGCCGGCUACGACGACUUCAACUGCAACAUUUGGGACGCCAUGAAGGGAGACAGAGCAGGAGUCCUGGCUGGCCAUGACAAUCGCGUGAGCUGUCUGGGUGUGACAGAUGACGGCAUGGCGGCGUGCACCGGAUCCUGGGACAGCUUCCUUAAGAUAUGGAACUGAGCCACGCACGUCAGCAGGAACCACACGCACGCCCAGCAUCCCUGCACACACACACGCGCACCCCACCCCUAACCCUCCUCCUCCCACCGAUGCUGUAUUUAAGAUUUAACAGCCAAACUGCAACAUUUUACUGUACAUAUUAUGAACAACGUAGGUCCGAGUUUAUCCACACAGCCCCCGGUUCCACAAGGCUUUGAAUACAAGAAAUGAACACAUGCCUACAUCACACACUACUGACUAAAAUGCACAGCAGCACACAAAACUCGUUUAUAUCAAAUGUGACCAAAUACAGCUGAAUACAACUUCAGUUGCUUGAAUGACAAAAACACACACAAAAAAACUUAAGAUUCACUGUUACCUGAAGCCUUUUAAACACAUCUAACACUCCUAAUUCACACAGUUCUCCUGAGAGACACCGCUCCUCCAGAAGAGGAGCGGGAGAAGAGCCCACCGGAUGAUUCUGCCUUUGUUUACAAUGAAACUCAACACGCGCUUCAUGUUCCUUUCUGUACCAUUUCUGCAUCAUACGUCUUCAGUGACGCCGGCGUGAAGGAAGAGUCCCAUAAGUGCAUAAACGCUUCACUGACAUGCUGUUCAGGUCAUGUGGUCACAUUUUAUAGCUAUGUACAUCUCACACGCUAGUUUUUAAGUUCACUUUUGCUCCCUUUUCUUGCCUUUUUUUUUUUUUUUAAACUUGUUUUAUUCAUGUUUUCCCUGUGUGCCUCAGAUACACUGAAAAUUAGAUAAUUAUCAGGUAAUUCCAAAUGAUCUUGGAGAAAAGAGGGACAAAUUACAACAUACAGAAACACAUCUAGUGUCAGAAGCCAGUUUUCAAACUUUGACUUUGUCAUUGAUUAUUUGGAAAUUACCAUGGAAUAAUUGUACAUAAUACUAAUAAAUAAUAGCCUCUCCUGA